AUGAGAAUUGACUUAAUCCCUUUAAAGAAGCAAGGCUUUGGUUUAAAUACCUACAAUACUAAGAAUUCCUCGGAUACUAACAAAGUUAUGAAGGUUUUUACUAAAUUAGGUUAGCAAUAUUUGUUAUUUAUACAGUAGCAAUAGUUAGCUAAUCUCAUGAAUACUCCGCUUCCAAACCCCUCUCUUCUAAAGUUUUUAAAAAUGUCAUUAAAAAUAUGUGAUCCUAAAAAUAAGAAAGAACUUAUUUGUUUGCAUAGAAAGUCAAUAGCUUUGAGGCAUUCUUAUUAAACUAGUACUAUACUUUUGAGGGUUCAAAUCAUGCUGGAAAAAUAUAAGAAUUAAAAACAAGAAUAAAGAGUAAGUUUUAAGUCAAAAAUUAUCAAAAUUAGUGAAGUUUAUAGUGAGUAAUUUCACCAAAGGAACUUACCACUCUAAGCAGCAAAAUAGAAUUCCAGACAUAGUAAUUUGAUACCACUACAUAAUGGAGAUCAUAUGCAGAUCAAUAGUAGCCGUAGAUUUAGCAUUGCCUCAUAAAUCUCACUUAAAAAAACUUUUUCAAACGAUUCUUCUACCUAGGAGGUGGUGGAGGGUGGCAAACAAUGA
Messenger RNA from Stylonychia lemnae, 603 nucleotides. The record is from the annotation of a GenBank genome assembly. NCBI's taxonomy places the organism in Eukaryota, Ciliophora, Spirotrichea, Sporadotrichida, Oxytrichidae.